Molecule: messenger RNA, 480 nt
Organism: Gamsiella multidivaricata
Lineage: Eukaryota; Fungi; Mortierellomycota; Mortierellomycetes; Mortierellales; Mortierellaceae
Product: NAC domain-containing protein
Exons: 2
Coding region: 1-480 (159 amino acids)
Cellular component (GO): cytosol; nascent polypeptide-associated complex
Source: RefSeq, a predicted model, not a curated record
AUGAACCCUGAGAAACUUGCCAAGCUCCAGGCCAACCAGAACCGCUCCAAGGGUGCCCCCCGCCGUGUGAUCAAGAAGACUCACCGCCCUGUUGCCCAGGAUGAUCGCAAGCUCCAGGGCGCCCUCGAGAAGUUGUCGCUCGUUGCCCAGCCUUACGUUGAGGAGGUCAAUAUGUUCAUGGAGGAGGGCACCGUCAUCCACUUCCGUCAGCCCAAGGUCCACGUCUCGGCUGCCUCCAACACCUACGCCAUCUACGGACGCGGUGAGGAGAAGGAGUUGACCGAGCUCGUCCCUGGCAUUUUGAACCAGCUCGGCCCUGACUCGCUCAACAGCCUCCGCAAGUUGGCCGAAACCUACCAGAAGUCCGCUGCUGGCCAGGCUGCCCUUGCUGCCGAGGAUGACGAUGAUGAGGUCCCUGCCUUGGUCGAGUCUUUCGAGGAGGCCUCGAUUGAGGAGACCAAGGAGGAGGCCACCGCCUAA